AUGCCAAAGGAAGAUCAAAAGUUUGUAGUUUCGUAUGGAUUAUACGGAGGUGAUCCAAAAUAUACAACAGGAGCUAUUAGAAAUGCCGAAUUGGUUCGUUACAUUUAUCCUGGAUGGGUUUGUAGAUUUUAUCAUGAUAACACAGUCCCAAAGAAUGUUUUAACUCAACUCGAAGAAUUAGGAGCUGAAUUAAUUAAUGUUGCAAAUGAUGGUAUGAGUGGAGGAAUUGGAGGAAUGUUUUGGAGAUUUUUAGUGGCUGGAGACGAAACUGUUGACAGAUAUAUUGUAAGAGAUUCUGAUUCAAGAUUAAAUGCAAGAGAAGCAGCCGCAGUUGAGGAGUGGAUUGAAAGUGGAUAUCCAGUCCACUCAAUGAGAGAUCACUUGGGUCACGACGCACCAAUGAAUGGUGGAAUGUGGGGAGGUGUUAAAGGAGCUAUUCCAGAUAUUAUUGCAAAGAUUAAAGCAUGGCCAAAUAGAGAUCAAUUUUGGAUGGACAUGAACUUUUUAGCCAAAGAUAUUUGGCCAUUAAUUAAGGAUAAAACUCUUUCGCACGAUUCUGUAGUUUGUACUAAAUACCCAAACUCUAAAUCUUUCCCAACAAGAAGAAUUGCUAAGGAACAUGUCGGUCAAGUAUUUGAUGCUUUAGAAUCUCCAAGACUUGGUGAUAUGAAUGAUGGUCGUAUGGAUACACCUUCUCCAAUGGCUUGCAGAAGAAAACCUGAAUGGACACAUGGAUAACUGUUUCUAAUAAACAUUUAGCUCAUAUUUUCUCAA
Messenger RNA from Naegleria gruberi, 774 nucleotides. RefSeq lists its product as uncharacterized. The transcript is spliced from 2 exons. Bases 1 to 738 code for a protein of 245 amino acids. The record is from RefSeq and is a predicted model, not a curated record. NCBI's taxonomy places the organism in Eukaryota, Heterolobosea, Eutetramitea, Acrasida, Naegleriidae.